CCAAAUGUGUCAGCCGAAGAUCAAAGAUUGUUUUUCUUCCAUUUAAGGAUCAGAAAAAACAAAAAAUCGUCAGAGAUCUCUUCGUGCGGAAUUCUCUCGGAGAUGUCUCUUCGUGCUUUCUUGCCCGUCGAGACAUUGACCUAAAACCCGCUUAAUUCCCGACCACGAUCAACGAAACAAGAACCCAGGAACACAAAAUCACUCCGGCGUCAAGAGGGGAAACAAGGAAAAAAAAAACUAAUCAUGUGGAUUUCGAGGUUGAAGAGAGUUAGGAGAACGAUAAUGGUUCUGGGUGUUGCCAAUUUGGCCGUGAUUCUUUCCGGUUUUGUUCUGUCUCUCGUUUCUAACCCACAUUGCGACAGCGCCGGCCAACUGUUUCCCCUCUUCGCCGUUUGUUUAGCCGCCGGCGUCAAACUCGCCGUCAUGGUUAAGGUCGGAACUACCCAGGAACUCAUGGCUAUGACCAUCAUGGAUUCUCCUACUCAGAACAGCCUCGAAAGAAAGUUGAAGUAUAAGACAUGGCUUUGGUGGACUCGGUUUGCUAUGGUAAUUACUGUAUUGCAAUUUAUUGGUGCAACUUACCUUAUGUUCCGUGUCGCCAAAUUUGUUUCCCGUGAUGGAAUGCCAAGGGAUUGCGUUUUAGGGUUAUCUCCAGACACUCAUGGGUGGAAGCAAACGCUGCAAGUUGCCUUCUUGAUCACAGUUUGCUUUGUUGCGCUGGCACAAUGCUUUACGGGUUCAGAUAUAUUGCAAUGGCGCUCUUUCUAUGCAACCCAAGACGACGCCUGGAAAGCUCACUACCAGGAAGUAUUUGACCAUGGAAUUCGUGAAGUUUUGUGCUGUCUUGGACGUCGCGAGUAUAUGGGUGUUAUCGAGGAAGAUGAAGUUUGUUCGGUUGCAAGACUGUUAGGUGAUCUUGUUUCAUAUCGCGCAUCAGGCACUGGCCAUUUGGAAUUUUUGGCAGGCCUUGCUCUGUUGCAGAAUAAUAGCCAAUUUCCUGAAUCAUAUGAGGAUUGUAUGGAAGCUCCAGCAUUUCAUCUUCAGGAGGCUGCUACGUUGCAUAAAUUUGCAGAAGCUGCUUAUACGGGGCCACUGCUCGAUGUUGGGAGAAAUCCUGCCUUAUUUUUAUGCACAUGGAUUUGUAGGCAAGGGAUUCUAACACCUUGGAGCCGUAAAUGGCGGCCUAAACUUGAUGGUGACAAUUGGUGGCGAGGUCAUGCAGCUGCCUUCCUUAAGUUCAUAAAUUUUCCUGCUCAUGUUCUUCGCCGAGGUCGAAUUUGCAGGGAGAAGUGUAAAGCAACAUACUUUGUUAUAGUCUUACAUUAUCUUAGAUGUGUUGUAAUUGCUGUUCGAGGAACUGAGACGGCUGAAGACCUCAUAACCGAUGGUUUAGGUCGUGCGUGUUCACUAACUGCUGAAGACUUGGAGGGGCUAACAAAGCAUAUUCAUGGUAUGGAUUCUUCUCGUACGCACUACGGGCAUUCGGGAAUAGUAGAAGCUGCAAGAGAUCUAUUUAUGCAAAUAGAAGGAGACCCCAAAUUUGGAGAGUCAGGAUCUAUUGGGUUCCUCUCCUCAUUAAUUGGUGAUGGGUGCGAGUGUGAUGGGUACAGCAUUCGCAUUGUUGGGCAUUCCUUAGGAGGUGCCAUCGCCUCUUUACUGGGAAUCAGACUUCGUUGCAGAUUCCCUAACCUGUAUGUAUAUGCCUAUGGACCCCUCCCAUGUGUAGACUCAGAUGUGGCAGAUGCAUGUUCGGAAUUUGUUACAAGCAUUGUUCUCGAUAACGAAUUCUCAUCACGACUCUCGUAUGGAUCAAUCCGCCGGCUCCAAGUAGCAGCAAUCAAAGUACUCUCUCAAGACCCAAAAGCUGACACGGCACUCGUUUUUAGACUCGCACGCCGGUUUUUGUCUGCGAGCAAACGCCAACGACAAGACGUCGUCCAAGAAAAUACUUCCGGAGAAGCAACACCAUCAAUAAUUGCUGACAUUUCAAGGGAAAGCCUACAAGAACAAGAUCAAAUUUACCCAAUAUGGGAACAAGCUGAACGAGAAACGAGGCAAAACGACGAAGAGUUCGUAAAUCCGUUUCACGGUAUGGCCUCAGCUGAUAAUCCGGUGUCUCAGUUUAUGGGAACAGUCAAGACAAGAGAAGAUGAUGACAAUGAAGCUCCCGAGAUGUUCUUGCCCGGUUUAGUCAUUCAUAUUGUACCCGAAGGAAACAACUUGAGCGUGCCGAUAUGGCGAGGUUGGACAGUCUGUGAUGUGACAGGUGGUGGUUACAAAGCUUAUGUUGCAAACAGAGAGAGCUUCAAAGAAAUUAUGGUCUCUCCAUCAAUGUUCCUUGAUCAUCUUCCUUGGAGAUGCAGACACGCGAUGCAGAAGGUUCUAGAAACUCGGAAUCUCUUCUGCGAUCUGACAAGUGGAUCUGAUAUAGUAUGACACUGAACAAGAAAGAGGGUUCUCUAAACUUCGAUUGAACUACACAAUGUGCAUAUGUUUCUAUUCAAACAUCAAACAACAGUUUUACAGUUGUAGAUCCCCUUACAGUAGUAUUAUUGGCUGGUCCUUAUUAUAGUAAGUGUCUCAAAUUUAAAUGAUCAUUUACUUUUGUAGCAAGUUUUGGGAUAGUUAUGGCUUUAUUCUAAAGCAAAUCUAAGAACCUUCAC
Molecule: messenger RNA, 2663 nt
Organism: Eutrema salsugineum
Lineage: Eukaryota; Viridiplantae; Streptophyta; Magnoliopsida; Brassicales; Brassicaceae
Product: sn1-specific diacylglycerol lipase beta
Exons: 14
Coding region: 244-2436 (730 amino acids)
Biological process (GO): lipid metabolic process
Source: RefSeq, a predicted model, not a curated record